Messenger RNA from Cornus florida, 996 nucleotides. RefSeq lists its product as uncharacterized. The transcript has a single exon. The record is from RefSeq and is a predicted model, not a curated record. Bases 1 to 996 code for a protein of 331 amino acids. NCBI's taxonomy places the organism in Eukaryota, Viridiplantae, Streptophyta, Magnoliopsida, Cornales, Cornaceae. Gene Ontology annotation, molecular function: RNA-DNA hybrid ribonuclease activity; nucleic acid binding.
AUGCCUCCAAUUAAGAAGCGGCCUCUAAGAUUAUACUUAUCGGCCGCUGAUGAAUCUAUUAGAACUCUUCUAGCUCAAAAUAAUGAAUGGGGAAAGGAGCAAGCCAUUUAUUAUCUAAGUAGGGUGCUCACUCCAAUGGAAUGUAGGUAUACUUUCAUUGAAAAGUUGUGCCUUUCCUUAUACUAUGCGGCUAUGAAGUUAAAAACAUAUAUGUUGUCGGUGGCCGUAUAUAUCAUUUCUCAAACAGAUUUGAUCAAGUAUAUGCUAUCAAGGCCUUUAAUCACUGGAAGUAUUGGAAAGUGGUCAUUGGCCUUAAUGGAGUUUUCUUUUAAGUAUAUUCCACAAAAAGCAGUCAACGGAAGGGUGGUGGCAGAAUUUCUAGCGGACUAUCCUUCCACCAAGAUUGAUUCAGAAAUAUGUGAUGAGGUGGAUAAUCUCUACCUUGAUUAUACACCUUGGACUCUCAUGUUUGAUGGAUCGAGCACUCAUGAUGGAGGAGGGGCUGGAAUAGUCAUAAUUUCACCAAAGGGGAAAAAAACCACAUUUUCUUUCUUCUUGGAUUUCAAGUGUACAAAUAACCAAGCUGAGUAUGAGGCGCUAAUUAUUGGGCUGGAAAUCCUAUUGGAGCUAAAAGUGGAGAAGGUCCAGAUUAUUGGAAAUUCAAAUUUGAUACUCAGCCAACUUUCUGAAGAAUAUAAGUGUCUUAAUUGGCAUUUGAGGCCUUUCCAUUCUUUGGCCUUGGAAUUACUUUGCCAGUUUGAUGACUUCCAACUCAAAUAUUGGCCAAGACAUUUGAAUACAGAGGUUGAUGAUUUAGCACAGUUGGCUUCCAGAGUGAAAGUCCCACCGGGUGUAGAAGAAACUUUGAUCACAAUCAAAAGAAAGACUAUCCCUUCUAUAGAGUCACGGUAUGAGAUGGCAGGUCACUUCCCAGCUGAUGAGCUAGAAAGGAUCAAGCCUGCCAAGAAAAUAUGGGAAUUUUCAAUGUUGAUAUAG